Rhopilema esculentum is the source of this 3360-nucleotide messenger RNA. Its product is annotated as procollagen-lysine,2-oxoglutarate 5-dioxygenase 1. NCBI's taxonomy places the organism in Eukaryota, Metazoa, Cnidaria, Scyphozoa, Rhizostomeae, Rhizostomatidae. The record is from RefSeq and is a predicted model, not a curated record. Gene Ontology annotation, molecular function: procollagen-lysine 5-dioxygenase activity; L-ascorbic acid binding; iron ion binding. Gene Ontology annotation, biological process: peptidyl-lysine hydroxylation. Gene Ontology annotation, cellular component: endoplasmic reticulum.
UCCUGAGGGGUUAAAUUUUGCUCUAAAGAAACGAAGGGAGAUUUUGGAGGGUGUUUGGCAAGUCGACAGUUCUCUAAUGAUGAAUUCUUUAAUUUUCUUCGCAGCUGUUGCUUUUUGCCUUUUAACGGCAAGACAGGGAGAAGGCAAGGAAGACAUCAAAGGCUUAAAACUGGUUGUCGUGACUGUUGCAACAAAGGAAACUGAUGGAUAUAAAAGGUUCAUGCGAUCGUGCAACCUGUAUGGGAUUAACGUAAAGGUCUUUGGCAUGAAUGAGCAAUGGAGAGGUGGUGAUAUCGCCAAUGGCCCAGGUGGAGGCCACAAGAUCAAUAUACUAAAAAAUGCUCUGAAAGAAUAUAAAGAUGACAACAGCACCAUUGUCAUGUUUACUGACAGCUAUGAUGUUGUUUUCACUGCUGGAGCAGAUGUCAUCUUGAAGAAGUUUCUCAAAUUUGAUGCUAAUAUUGUUUUCUCUGCAGAAGAUUUUUGCUGGCCAGAUAAAUCUUUAGCAUCUAGCUAUCCAGCUGUUCCUGAAGGCUACAAAUACCUAUGCUCAGGAGGCAUAAUUGGUUAUGCAAAUAAUUUCAAUCAACUUAUCAACUUUGAGAAGGUUGGCAAUACUGAUGACGAUCAGUUGUAUUACACAAGGAUAUACCUAAAACACAGGGAUGAAUUUAAGAUCAAGCUUGAUCAUAAAGGAGACAUCAUUCAAAAUUUAAAUGGCAACUCAGAAGAUGUUGAAUUGACUUUCGAUUCUAAGGAUGUGAAGUUAACAAAUACAAGAUUUCAAACUGUGCCGGCUGUUGUCCAUGGCAAUGGGCCUAGCAAGUCUAUAUUGAACCAUUUUGGAAAUUACCUUGCCAAGAGCUGGACAUUUGAUGCUGGCUGUAUGAAAUGCAAUGAAAAUACGUUCAAUCUGAAAGACCUUAAGGAACAAGAGUACCCCAAAGUUCUUAUGAGCAUGUUCAUAGAGCGUCCAACACCAUUCCUGCCUGCUUACUUAGAAAGACUGGCUCAACUGGACUAUCCAAAGAAGAAAAUCGACCUGUUUAUUCAUAACAUCGACACUUACCACAACGAUGACGUCACUGCGUGGCUUAAAACCCACAAUGAUGAAUACUCUUCCGUGAAAUAUCUAGGACCACAUAGCUUUCUCAAGGAAUAUGAAGCUAGAAACAAGGCCAUGUUCCAUUGCAAAUCCGUCAAGUGCGAUUACGUUUUCGUGGUUGACGCUGACGUCACUUUGACCAACAAAGACACACUCAGAGUACUAAUUGAACAGAACAGGACAGUUCUUGCUCCUCUGGUGACAAUUCAUGAAAGACUAUGGUCCAAUUUCUGGGGUGCAAUCGGCGAAGAUGGCUAUUAUGCACGCUCUGAUGAUUACAUAGACAUUGUCAAGUAUGACAGAAUUGGUGUGUGGAAUGUUCCAUUUAUCUCCAAAGCAUACCUGAUAAAAUCGUCAGUCAUUUCAGAUAUCAAAUCAAAUCCAUUCCACAGUGAAUUUGUUGAUUCUGAUAUGAAAUUUUGCGAAAAUUUGCGCUCUGAUGGAAUUUUCAUGUACAUUACCAAUAUGGUUUAUUUUGGACACAUCAAAAAUGUAGGGAAUUACAGAACAGACAUGAAACAUAACGAUAUGUUUGAGCUCUUCGAUAACCGACUUGACUGGGAAAACAGAUAUUUGCAUGAGAAUUACUCAAAAUACCUUGAUGUAAACCAGCCCGUUCCUGAGCCAUGCCCAGACGUGUAUUGGUUUCCCUUUAUGAGUGUCAAUUUCACCCAAGAUCUCAUUGAGGAAAUGGAGCAUUUUGGGAAAUGGUCAGGUGGUGGCAACAAUCCCACAAAAGAUGAACGCCUCAAUGGAGGAUACGAAAAUGUCCCAACAGUGGACAUUCACAUGAAUCAGAUUGGUUUUGAAAAACACUGGCUCCGAAUCCUAAAAGAUUACAUCGCCCCAAUGACGACAAGACUGUAUGCUGGAUACUUUCCUGACUCUCGUGCCAUCAUGAACUUCGUCGUAAAAUACACUCCAAAUGGACAAUAUUUCCUCAGGCCACACCAUGAUUCUUCAACAUUUACGAUCAACGUUGCCUUGAAUCGCCCAGGAAUUGAUUACGAGGGUGGUGGAAGUCAUUUCCUUCGAUACAACUGCACUGCUCCACCCAGUGUUCGAGGCUGGACGCUAAUGCACCCUGGACGACUCACUCAUUAUCACGAGGGACUGCCAACUACGAGUGGGACCCGCUACAUUUUGGUCUCUUUCAUUGAUCCUUAGGCAUACUAUAUCAUCAUAAAGGAUGGGUUUAUUUUUGUAAUUCAAAGCGACCUAGGGCAAGUAAACCAAGGAAACUGCAGUCUCGAAUGUACCGAAAACAUGGCCUUAAUUGAAAAAACCUGGUCAAAAUGCCCUUAAGACAGAAUAUUUUUUAUAGGUAUUUCAUUUUUAUUACAUUAACCAUUUAUUUAAAGAGAAGUUAGAAAUAAAGCUUUAUAUUCUUUAGGUUUUGUAAAGAAAAAUUAUAUCAAACUCAAUUUAUCGUUGACUUUUUGUAUAUUUUCGUUUCUAUUUAGUUUUUACUUUAAAAUAGAUUCGUUUUUAGAAUUUUCGCUAAAUUCUAGUUGUUUUCCACUUUUGAUAGUGUUUUGAUUUUUGUAUUUUUGAUAUUGUGCAAAUGUUGUCGUUUCUUGCUUUUGUUUCUACAUGGGGUAGUAGUAUGAUAAAUGUUAGCUAAUGAACUAGAUGAAGAUGAACAGUUUCGUGUAGGCCAAAGUUUUCGGGUUCUAUCAAGUCUUUAUAUGUGACUUCCUUUUCAAAAACAUUCAUUUCAUUGGGGAUUUAAGUUCUCAAAAGAGAAAUCAUGCACAACAUCCCCACGAGGACAGAUUUCUAGAUUCUGCAAUCGAAUCCCGUGAUGAUAUGCUACCCCAAGUGAGUUAAAUUCCUCUGUUGCCACUUAAGAUGCCUCCUGGGAGUUUCUAGGGCAGGUUCUCUUGGCACUAUUCGUUUUACUUAGCAAAAGGAUGCCUAGUUUCUGGCCUAAGGGUGCGUUGCAAUGUUUAUUAGUAAUUACAAGCUUGAAGUUUUCAAGUCUUGAUAGAGCAGUUUCUGAGAAUGCUUAAGUGGAGAUUCCAGUGAUCCAUAGACUGCAAUUCAAAAGGAAUUCAUAAUUCCUUGGAACAAUGCGUGGCCGAAAAAGCGAAGAGAACUUGUUUGUGUGCAGAGAAACGUGAUAGGACUGGGUCCACGAGCGGCCUACCUUGUGACCAAUUGCUCUGUGCAGUCUGUCGAUGUAAGAAGAGCUAUCCGUGUCCCAUUUGAUGUAACUCAAGUCUUUGUUGAUUUUAGGGGCUGUACAUAGAAAG